Molecule: messenger RNA, 4613 nt
Organism: Mya arenaria
Lineage: Eukaryota; Metazoa; Mollusca; Bivalvia; Myida; Myidae
Product: zinc finger protein 181-like
Exons: 8
Coding region: 146-2746 (866 amino acids)
Source: RefSeq, a predicted model, not a curated record
UUUCCGCCAUAUUGCAACAAAGCAGGUUCCCGACGCGAUUGAUUAUCAAUCAACGAACUUUUUGGGCCCACCUGAGAAAUAUUUAUUAAAAGUUUGUGAUGUGAGAUACGCAGAAUUUGGUAUCCAAGGAGCUGUCAGAUGAGAUAUGGAGGGUGGAACGCUUGACUUCAAUGAUCUCAUGGACACAGGAGAUGAGUUUCCCGGCUUCGAAAUCACCAAGUUCACACCUGUCAAUGGCAACGAUAAUGAUGAUGAUGUGCUGAAGACUCCAGAACAUGAGCAGGAGGAUGACUUUGUGCCAGCCGUAGGUAAAGCAGGGCAAGAGGACAAGUUAACGGAAGAAGCAGAAGAGGCGUUAUUAAAUGGAGACUGCAGUCCUGGCAUUGAAGAAGAUGUUGAUAACAAACUACAAGGUCCUGAUGUUGACAUUGAAGCCAAAGUAGCUGAAAAUUGGAAAGAAAAUGGUCCAGUUGAUGCUGAUUUAGAGAAAGAAAGUCAUGAAAGAAAUGGUGGGGAGGUUAUUGAGAACGACAAUGAUGCAAGUAUGUUAGAUCUAGAUGAAAAUGGUGAGAAAAACAUUAAAGAAAUGGAAAACAACGAUGAUGACAUUGAUUGUGUUAUUAAUGGUGGCGAAAACAAUGAAAAGGAUGGAGAGAAGACUGAUGGAAAUGGAGCACAAGCUCUAGAUAUUCAAUGUGAGAACAUGGUAGAGGGUGAUGAAGAGAUGGGUGAAUCCAGAAACAGCAGGGAGGGCAGUUCCGACCUCACUGAAAAACAUGAUGUGCAAGAAGUACAUGAGCCCCCAGUGAAGAAGAAAAAGCUCUACCUGCAGCCUCCAAGACCCAAGAUGAAACUGUGGGGCAGUUCUAGCAAUGUUGACCAGGAUAACGACAGUAAACACAGUGUAAACAAUCGGGAUGAUUCGAGUCAAAGCAGUGUGGAGGGUAAUUGCUCUAAAAAGGACACAGCACCAAACAGUAAAAUAGGUCAUCAAGGAGUGGAGGCAUCAAGCGACGGGGACAAUGAACACUUGGACGAGGACGGCGAACAGAAAGAUGCAGAUGGAGAGCAGGAAGAAGACGGACCACAUCAGCAGUCCUUUUUAUCUUUCCUGAACCUUAAGCCUGGUUCCUCCAAGCCACGAAAAGAACAGGAUAAAAACCAGGACAAAAAGAAAGAGGAGGAAUUCUACUCCCGAAAACGCCUAAGGACGAGGAAAAAGGUGAGUUAUGUGGACGCAGAAGCGGAAGAUGAUGAUGACGAAUAUGAGGCUGAAGACAGCGAGGAAGAGGAGGGUGAUCACAUGAUAGACCUGACAUCCCCACGUAAAGGACGUGUUCGAAACAACUCCCGCUCCCCAGGCCAUCUGACCACCACCCUUACACCAAAGCAGGUCCCUGGGGCGGCAAACUACGCCCUGGCACUACAGACCUUGCUUCCUGGUGUUGAUUUGACCUGUCUGAAGACAAACAACCAAACACCGAAGAUUCCUACUAAAGCUGGAAAUCAGUUACCUGGGAUGCAAAAAAUUGCUCCACGUCAGGGCCCCUUGAGCUUUCAGCAGGCUGCUAUUAACCAAGCUAAUAAAUUGGAUCUGAAAGGACUGUUUGAGUGUGGUAUUUGUGGGAAAUUCUUUGCCACAGCCGGCUUGUUUAUAGCACAUCAGGAUUCCGUUCACGCUGCGGAAAAACGAUCGGGAAAGUCUGCCAUCGAAACAUUCCGCUGUGAAGUUUGUAACUUUGUUCUUACGAACAGGUACGCAUACUUGGAACAUAAGAAAAUGAAGCAUAACAAGUCGCUAACCUUUACCUGUAGCAAGUGCAGGAUGCCUUUCUCGGUACUCGCCGAACUACAGAAACAUCAGAUGGCCUGUGGAAGACCAUCGUGUAAUACCUGCCACGCCCAGUUUAAGUCCUGGGUUGAGGUUGGGGAACACAGGAUAAAGGUUCACGGAGCAGCAGAUAAUAAUCAGGUGGCAAUUUGCAAGUACAAGAAUUGCAACUUCAUGGCAUCAACACAGCAGCAACUUGCAACACAUGUGAAGACUCUGCAUAUGAAUAGCGAGCUUAUCAAAUGCACUUCACCCAAGUGUCCACGAGUCUUUCAGACGCGUGACCAGUUGAAUGAACACAAGAAAGAAGCACACGCGUCUGAGUUUAUUGUUCAGUACCAAUGUAUUGAAUGUAAGAAUUGCUUCUCAACCAAAACUAUUCUAGCGGAACAUCAGUACCUUCAUAGCAUGGAGAAGUUACGAAAGUGUGACCUAUGCUCUCGACGUUUUACCUCGUUUAAUGACUUACGACGUCAUCGCGAGGUGCACGUUGCUAAGGGCACAUUCCGUUGUCAGGCAUGUAAACGAUGGUGCACGGAUAAGGCAGAAUUAGUCAGUCAUAUGUGUGCUAUGUCACACAAAACAUCAAAUGUUCGCGUGUAUUUUUGUGACGUUUGUCAGAAGGACUUCAGAUCGGAUGAGAAAAUGUUCAAUCACAGGCGUGAACAUAAGAAUUACUAUCAGUGUGGGAACUGUUUCAUGGAGUAUGAUACUGAAUUGAGUUAUAUCGAGCAUAGAGAAAUUCACGGUAAACAUGCCUGUUUGCAGUGCUUUGAGGAGAUGGACAAGGAAAAGGUUGAAGCUCAUUCAAAGGCUCAUGGCUAUUAUGUUAAGCUGGAAGAAUGGGUUGAUGAUGGCAAGAAUGAGAAAAAGAUGUUUCUCUAUCCAAAUCUGGUUAAUGUUGUAAAUUCUUAAGUCUUAAAUAGUUUACAUAAAGUCAAAGUGUGACUCUUUUUUGUGCUUAAUUGAUGGUAAUUUGUCAGUCUUACAAAAGUGGAUUCAAAAUAUUUUCUAGUUGGAAUUCGGAAUUAUUUUGGUUAUGCUGAAAUGUUUAUUGAGAAAAUAAGUGUUCACUAAAUGAUAAUAUUCCAGUUUAUGGUCAGGAAGAAACAAUACAAGUCAAAGAUCAUGGUUUUGUUUAUUUGAUAUCUGUUCGGUGAUUGAAGCAUCGUUCGAAAAUCAGGGGUGAUAAAAGUUCAGGAUUAUUCCUAAAUCGGGUUUGAGAGCAUAUUAUACAGUGUAUAUUUGUACAAAAAAUAUUUUUUCUUGAUUUUUACAUUAAAAAUACUAGAAAUACUUUGAAACCAUUUCAACAGGGAUCUAAAUCCCUUGCCUAUGCUUAGGGCUUGAAUUUUUUAUACCCUAACUAAAUAUUCAAGGUUGAGAUUUCAAUCCGUCAUCAGCCCUGGAAAGUAUAUAGAAUUAUAUAUAUCUCUAAUUCAUCAAAUUGUUUUCAAGUGCUCACACCAUUAAGAGAUUUUUUUUUUUUGAUUAAGUUGUUAUUUUAUAACUGUAUAUUUUCAAAUAAAGAAAGGGUUGUUAAAAUUUAGAGAAAAUCUCUAUUUCGUUAAGCAUCCAUGUUAAACUUAAUAGUCUUUGUUAAUGUUCAUGUCGAUGAUGUUUCACUACAAUUGUUCGGAAGAUAAUAUUUUUUUUUGUUGGCGAACCUUCUAAAAAACAUUUUAAUAGCAUGGCCCUGAAAGUUGAUUGAUGAACUUGAUUUUAAAUCCUCUGUUUUUCAAAGUAAAAAAUCAAGAUUAUGACAUAGCCUUCGUGUCAUUGUCGUAGAGCUUGAAACUUGGCCGACAUAGCCUUCGUGUCAUUGUCAUAGAGCUUGAAACUUGGCCGACAUAGCCUUCGUGUCAUUGUCGUAGAGCUUGAAACUUGGCCGACAUAGCCUUCGUGUCAUUGUCAUAGAGCUUGAAACUUGGCCGACAUAGCCUUCGUGUCAUUGUCGUAGAGCUUAAAACUUGGCCAACAUAGCCUUCGUGUCAUUGUCGUAGAGCUUGAAACUUGGCCGACAUAGCCUUCGUGUCAUUGUCGUAGAGCUUGAAACUUGGCUGACAUAGCCUUUGUGUCAUUGUCGUAGAGCUUGAAACUUGGCCGACAUAGCCUUCGUGUCAUUGUCGUAGAGCUUAAAACUUGGCCGACAUAGCCUUCGUGUCAUUGUUGAGAGCUUGAAACUUGGCCAUUACUCAAUAACCAUUUGAAAUGUUUAGAUGAAACUUGGUACACAUGUUGCCAGAGACAAUACACACACAUGUAGCUAGGCCUCAAUUAUUUUUAUGCUCCUUGUUGAACUAAACAAACAACAGUUGAGUGUUAAUGUUUGCUCCAUAGCACUCUUUAUUUUAUGAAGGAAAGACGGCAUAACAUUAGCCAUUGUAGAGAACAGCAUGACCCAUUAUUUUUUCAAACUCCAAUUUUAGGUAAAUUGGUCAGUCCAUAUAUUACAACAACAAACAAUAUUUUAAUGGUGGCUUAGUUGUUUAUUGUUAUAUGUUGCAUUCCUGGGCAUUUUUAAUCAUUGGAAGUAAAAUACAUAUGUACAUUAUAUAGCGGAUUUCUUUAUAGGAAAUUAGAAAUAUUUGUUGUCUGUAGUAAGGAUUUUAAUCAUGAUUUUUCCAUUAUUUUCUAUGAUAUGAAUAUACAUGUUAUUUUCCAAAGAAUUGUGUCUUGACUCUUCUGAAAUAGUCUUGUAUGAUAAGCCUGACCAAGGUAUUUGAAAUGUAUGUAAUAAAACAUUCAAUUUCAUUGGUUUGUUUUAGAUUCUUCCCUCGGU